AAGGCAAACUUGUAGGUAGACAUAAGACAAUCUGAAAAAAAGUCACUUGUCAUAAAGAGAAUUAAUGCUGUUGUCUGAGCUUGGAACGUUAUGAUGAUUUGACGCUAUAACAUAUACCUUUAAUAACUUAUGAACCAUAUUUCAUGGACAACGUUUUGCAGUAAGUUUUAGCAUGAUAAUAUUUAUAGCCUCGGUCAACCGGGCCAAGGAAAGAACAGUUGUUAACAUCCGAUUGCUUACAUGUUUCUGAAAGUUGAGGUGCAGGUUGUUUUGAGGUCAUGUUAUUAAAGCUUAUUCUUCAUGAUGGAAAGUUAUUGCUACAAAAACGUCUACUACAAUAUCCUGCAAAUUUGCACAGAAAACAACAGCAUCAUUUAUUGACUGGUUCAUGGAAUAGAGCAGCUGAACAGACCAGCUUUAGGAAAUGGCAUUCCUUUUUAUACAAUCCCAAUAGUUGUUUAUUGGAUCUAGUCAAGCCAUGCAUCUCUUGUUGUGAAAGACACAUAUCUAGUUCUAGCAAAAAGGGGGAUGAUGCUGUUUUUCGUCAAGCAGAAUGUGAAUUGAUGAGUAGAUUAGACUGGCAAUUUAUGGCCAAGAGAUUACAGCAUGAUGGAAAAGCAAAGACACCAAAGGAUGAGGGGGUUUAUCUAUUUAAAAGAGAGCCUAUCUAUGAAAAAAUGGAGAAUACUAUCAUCUAUGAAGAGGAUCUGUACAGAGAAUAUGGAUUGACACAAAAAGAUGUUGAAAACUUACCUAGAGAGAAGAUGAGGAGUGGAUGGUCCUUAAAUCAAACAGAGGACAUCAAAUAUGGCUAUCGAAAACAUCUUGUGCACUCUGCUGCAUUACAAAAAUGGGGUUCAGAAGAGGCCAUCAAAUUACGAAGACUGAUCAUAAAAAUAGAAAUGGAUAAAAAAGAGGAGUUUGAAAAUGAACAAAAGAACUAUGAUAUAUUUUCUUUUGGAUUCAAAGACAGACAAGGAAGAGUCAUUUCCAUAGCUCUUGUUGUGAAUUUCACUGUGUGCAUGAUGAAGAUGGUAGUCUAUGCUGUUUCCAUGUCUCCCAGCAUGCUCGCUGAGUUUCUUCACUCAAUGCUGGACACUGCUAACCAGGGAAUGAUUUACUGGGGCCUGUAUGUUUCAAAGAAAGCACCAGAUAAGCAUCACCCGUAUGGCUAUGCCAGCUUUCAGAAUAUUACUUCCCUUUGUAGUGGAUUCUCUUUCUUUGUCUUUGGAUUUCUUCUCUCUUCUAUUAUGAAUUUUUAUUUUUUCUUUGGAGCUGAAACAACACUAUCACUUAGUCAUCUAGGAGUAAUGUAUAUAACUUUUCUAAUGGAAGGAGCUUCCUUGUAUUUUGCUACCAGAGAACUCAAGAGAAAAGCUAAGGAAAGGAAUAUGAAACUGUUUCCAUAUAUAAGGAGAGGGUUUGACCCUAACGUUGUGGUUGUGUUUAUGGAGGAUAUGGCAGCGGUGACUGGGGUCCUUAUUGCCUCCGCGGGGAUGACCCUGUCACACCUCUAUGCCCAGCCAUUCUGGGACACGGCAGCUUCAGGCUGUGUAGCAGGUCUGAUGGGAAUUGUAGCUGCCUACCUUAUCAAAUCCAAUAUUCCAUCUCUGGUUGGAAAGUCAAUUCCAGAGGAGGAAAGAAAAGAUAUGGCUGACUUUUUGCAGAGAGAUAGAAUCGUCAAGUAUGUGUCUGAUGUUAAAGCUGUUGAGAUUGGGCAUGAAGUGCGCUUUAAGGCUGAGGUAGCUUUUGAUGGAAAGGAACUGGCCCAGCUUUUAUUUGAAUCCAAGGAGGGCAUGGACAUUUUAAAGGGUUUCCAGAAUGUUAAAAAGGAGCCAGAAGCUAUUGAGUAUAUGAAAAAAUUUGCAGAUGAACUUCAAAAUAUACAAGGCAGAGAAGUGGAUCGGAUAGAGAGACAAAUGAGGGCUGAAUUUGAAGCAAAAUACCACAUAAGACUAAGACAUGUAGAUUUGGAGCCCCUUUGAUUAAAGAAACUGGGAUAUAGAAAAGUCUCAACAUGUUACAACAUCUAGUCAAUGAAGAAAAAAGUGAAGAUUGCAUGACAUCAAUUCCAAUGGUUUACCAGAUUCCAAAUGAAACUUAACCAGGAUAUGUACCAAGGAUCCCAAAUUCCCUCAAGACGGUGCCAUUUAUGAGAUAUUCCAGUUUUGUGAUCCUUUUUGUACUAUGCAUCUCUUCAUUUAGACCUUUUUAUUUUGCUAUGUUUUUGUUCGAUUGGUACUAUUUACAUUUGACAGGACUUUAGAUGUCAGGAGAGUUGUGACAGCAGAUUCUUUUUAUGCAGAUGUACAAGAGUUUUUUUUAGCUCACCUGAGCCGAAGGCUUAAGUUUGCUUUUCUGAUCGAGAUUUGUCCGUUGUCUGUCAUUGUCAGUUUUCAGGUUUUCAUUUUCUUCUCUAGAACCACAGGGCCAAUUUCAAUUAAACUUGCCACAAAGCAUCACUUGGUGAUGGGAAUUCAAGUUUGUUCAAAUGAAGGACCAUGCCCUCUUUAUAGGGGAGAUAAUUUAGAAUAAAAAUUUGUUGGUAUUUUUCAAAAAUCUUUCUCUCAAAAACAAUAUGGCCGGGAAAGCUGGAACUUGUGUGAAAACAUCCUCAGGUAGUGGAGUUUCAAGUUUGUUGAAAUCAUGGUCCUCAUGAAUAGGGUGGGGUCACAUGGGGGGAUCAACUUUAAAUUAGAAUCCAUAGAGAAAAUCUCUAAAAAUCUUAUUCUAAAAAACCAUUAGACCAGAAAUGCUGUAACUUGUGUGGAAGCAUCCUCAUGUAGUGUAGAUUCAAUUUUGUUCAAAUCAUGAUCCUGGUGGAUAGGUUGGGGCCACAGUGGAUGGAUCAAGUUUUACAUACGAAUACAUACAGAAAAUCUUUGAAAAUCUUCUCAAAACCCAUUUGGCCAGAAAAGCUCAAACUUAUAUGGAGGCAUCCUCAGAUAGUGUAGAUGCAGGUUUGUUCAAAUUAUGAUCCCCAGGGGUAGGAUGUGACCACAAUUGAGGAGGGUGUUAAAUUUUUACGUAUGAGGAUUUAAAGAAAAAUCUUCCAGAAAAGGAUGUAGCCAAAAAAGCUCAAUCUUAGGUAGAAGCACAGGUUGUGAAGAUUAAAAUUUGAUCAAACCAUGAUUCCCAGGAGAAAAGUGGGGCCACAAGGGGAGAUUUGAGAAAUAUUCUCAUGAAUACUGAAGCAACAUAAGGGGGAUUGGUAUUUACCAUAAAUAUAUACAUAUGUGGAUAAAAAGCGGCAGAUUUUGUAACUUUUUGUGUACUUGGUUGUCAAGAUAUUUUAAUUUUGAAACAGUAAUGCUGAUUUGAUUAGCAUUGUUGCUCAUGUGAGCGAUGUGGCCCCUGUGCCUCUUGUUAAUUUAUAGCUCCAAGUAUUUGGUUUGUGACACAUUAACAUGUACAUUAUGUUUUACUGACAUGCAGAGUGGCAGAUUCAUUGCAUUAAAUUAAAAAAAGAAGCAAUCUU
Molecule: messenger RNA, 3478 nt
Organism: Magallana angulata
Lineage: Eukaryota; Metazoa; Mollusca; Bivalvia; Ostreida; Ostreidae
Product: zinc transporter 9-like
Exons: 20
Coding region: 279-1985 (568 amino acids)
Biological process (GO): zinc ion transport; transmembrane transport
Cellular component (GO): membrane
Molecular function (GO): monoatomic cation transmembrane transporter activity
Source: RefSeq, a predicted model, not a curated record